CUCCUGUUCCUCCUUAGAUGUCAGCUUUGAAAUCCGCCAACAAGGAGUUGAAAGGAAUGAUGAAAACUGUGAAGAUUCAAGACAUAGAUAACUUGCAAGAUGAGAUGAUGGACCUAAUGGAUGUGAGUAAUGAAAUCCAAGAGACCCUCGGUAGAAGCUACCAUGUGCCUGAUGAUAUUGAUGAGGAAGAACUCAUGGGAGAACUUGAUGCUCUGGAGGCAGACAUGGGAAUGGAAACUGAGGCUGAUGGUGUUCCUUCUUAUCUGCAACCUGAUAAGGAACCUGAUCUGGAUGCAGAACUCAACCUGCCAUCAGCACCCACAGGAAAUGCAGCAGCUCCGGUUGGUAGAAAUAAUGCUCUGGCUGAGGAUGAACUAGGUUUACCUGCUGUCCCCCCGGGCAUCCAUUCUGGUUAGGGAACUCCUUUGGUG
This is a messenger RNA of Jatropha curcas, 431 nucleotides long. The record is from RefSeq and is a predicted model, not a curated record. NCBI's taxonomy places the organism in Eukaryota, Viridiplantae, Streptophyta, Magnoliopsida, Malpighiales, Euphorbiaceae.